AUUGAGGCCGCUGUAUACCACCAUGCCUCUCGACACAAUCUACCUCACCCGUCACGGCCACCGCCUCAAUUGGACGAUAGACUACAAAACGGGCACCUACCAUGCUCAAUUCCCAACCCCCACAGGCAAUCCGGCCGAUCCCACCCUCACCUCGCACGGAGUGCGCCAGUCCCAUGAGCUCGCUGCGCAUCUGACCAGCGAUAGCGUCCAUCCGAAACCUUUUCGCGUCUACUGCAGCCCGUUCUACCGAUGUCUCCAGACAAUCCAGCCAUCUGUGGAGGCACUGAAAGAGCUCCACCAGAGGACAUGCUCGAAAGCGUGUACCUCUACGACAGCCACAACGGACAGCACCAUUGAACCCCACGCAGACUUUGACGUGCGCAUUGAGAAUGGUCUAGGAGAAUGGUUCGGCCACACCACCUUCUUCGACCACCCGCAGCCCGCCCCGCAUUCCAUCCUAGCCACCCACUUCCCGACCCUCCUCCCCCUCCCUCCUGCGACAUCUCCUCCCCCUAGUGUCCGGGACCGAGGAGGAAACCCACCAACCACCCCCCAUGUGAUCCCCUCGCCCACCGGCGAAACCAUCGCCCAGCUCCACGACCGCGUCGCCACCGCCCUCGCCGGCAUCCUCGCCGACGUCGACGCCGAGAUCGCCGCGCUGGAGGCCGCGCAGCCCGCCCACGAACCCCGGACCAGCAAAGCGAUCCUCAUCUGCUCGCAUGCGGCGCCCUUGAUCGCCAUGGGCCGCGCGCUGACGGGCCACAUGCCGGCGGAUCCGAACACCGAGGACUUCGCGGUGUUCACAGCGGGGCUGAGCACCUUUCGCCGCCGCCGUCGCGAGAGCGGGGACCGGCGUGAUGCUUCUCCCGCCCAGCAGGUUGAGAUACCAUCACUUGCACGGGGGACGAAAGUCCUUCGGGCUGGUACAGCAGUCCCGGAUUGGCGUGGGGGCAAAGGUGUCGCUGGUGGGUGGGAUUGUGUGCGGAAUGGUGACUGUGAGUUCUUGAGUCAGGGGGCUGAACGAGGGUGGUUUGUAUAUUCUUUUUUUCUUUCCUUCUCUUGUGAUUCGGUUCUGUGGUUGAGGGACCUGGAACUUGGGCUAACGGGUGUUCACUCCUUGUAGGCACUUUGAUGGAGAAGAAGGGUUUGAUACGGGCCCUAUGGCGCCAGAGGAGGCGGGGCCGACGUCGAGUUUGGAUACUAUGGCUACUGAUGGUGUAGGUGAGCGGGGGAUGAAAUUGUGACACUGACGCGUGGUCUCGGGAUUGGGGGGUGGGAGUAUAAAUACUGAUGGUAAGAGCUAUGUUACUGGUAAGGAAGGCAUAUACAUCCAGAUAAUCCCCAGUUAGCGUCGACACUACUUCUCUCGCCAAGGGAAUUAUAGAUUAUGCCCUAGAUUAUGUCCGACUGAAGCAGCAAGGGUAGA
Molecule: messenger RNA, 1426 nt
Organism: Aspergillus aculeatinus CBS 121060
Lineage: Eukaryota; Fungi; Ascomycota; Eurotiomycetes; Eurotiales; Aspergillaceae
Product: phosphoglycerate mutase family protein
Exons: 3
Coding region: 23-1123 (366 amino acids)
Source: RefSeq, a predicted model, not a curated record